This is a messenger RNA of Paramecium sonneborni, 496 nucleotides long. NCBI's taxonomy places the organism in Eukaryota, Ciliophora, Oligohymenophorea, Peniculida, Parameciidae. The record is from the annotation of a GenBank genome assembly.
UAAUUUUAUUUAUAUUUAAUGACAUUCUUAUGGGCAAACAUAGAUUAUGAUUUUAACUCAAUUACACUUAGAUAUAUUAGUGAUUGGAUUUGGUAUUAUAUACUAUUAAAAUAGGUAUCAUUACUCUAUCUUAGCCAUAUUUCCACUUUGGAUUAUAGGGUUAUAUAGAAUUUAUUUACAUAUAUUUGAUUAUCAAAAACACCUCUAGAUAAAACAACAGAAAUUUAUGAAUGCAAUAGUUUUUUCUUUAGUAAAAUUAAAUUAAUCUAGACAAUAUAUGCUCCAUUUUAUUAUUUGUUUGAUGCUAUUAUUUCUGUUUUAGAAGGUACUUACUUAACAGAGUGUAGAUUCCCAUAUUUUUUUCAUCAUAUGGUAUUUAUUAAUUUAUAAUAUUAUCUUAGAUAGCAAUAGUUGUUUAGCCAUUCUUAUUGAGUAGAUAUGUUCUUAAUUGGUGGGAUAUAAUGGUAUGUUCUACACAUGCUAUUUUUGUAAAAUA